AUGGAUCCAGAAAUUGAACGAAAAGCCAAGGAAGCUGCUGAACUGCCCAACGCUGAUAUAAAAAUCAUCCUCUUAGGAGACUCAGCUGUCGGUAAAAGCAAGCUUGUCGAGCGAUUCCUAAUAGAUGAUUACGAAGAGCGCCAGCUAUCUACAUUUGCAUUGACGAUGUUUCGAUAUAACACUGAAAUAGAUGGAGAGCCUACAAAAAUUGAUAUCUGGGACACUGCAGGGCAAGAUUGUUUCAGCCGACUGCAUUCUUCAUACUACUUUGGAGCACAUGCAGCAAUUCUUGUAUUUGACGUUACUAGAAAAAUUACAUAUGACCAUUUAAAAGUUUGGUAUAAAGAAAUGAGGACGUUUUGUCCUAGCAUUCCUUGCAUAUUGCUAGCAAACAAGAUUGAUGUGGACUUAGAAGUUACUAAAAAAAGCUUUAAGUUUGCAGAAACUCAUGGCUUGGAUUUCUUUUUUGUAUCUGCUGCAGAUGGAACUAACGUUGUAAGGAUAUUUGAAACCAUUUGCAGAAAAGCCUUGGAGUACAAGAGAAAUCCUCCAAGGACAUUUGAACAAGAUGUGCUUGAAUUACUUGAUGACGAUUCAUGGCUUCAAUAA
Messenger RNA from Blepharisma stoltei, 609 nucleotides. Lineage: Eukaryota; Ciliophora; Heterotrichea; Heterotrichida; Blepharismidae. The record is from the annotation of a GenBank genome assembly.